AUGAUGAAUAUCUCCUCCGAUAGUAGCACUAAUUGCUUCGAUUUUGCUUUAGAUCGUCUGGAAUCGUUUAACCAAUCAUUCAAAUAUGGGUAUGACUUUUCUUUCUGGGAGCUGAAGGUAGGGAUAAGUCUAUUGAAAACCUUCGAUAUGUAUAUUAGAAAGUGUAGGAGGAGAAGGAGCAGCCAGGAUACACGUUUGGAAAAUGAAAUGGAGGACCGCGGUAAUGCUAAGUCCGACAGUUUGAGACUUAGCAGUAUUUCAUUCAAGAUUCAAGAUCUUGUUAGCGGGAUAUCGCUGGGACUUGAAUAUACUCUUUCUAGAUGUAAUGAUGAUCAGCCUGAUGAGUCAGAUUUUAGUGACAUCGAUGUCGAUUGUGAAUGCGCCAGAUAUGAGGAAAAUAUGAGGUGCUUUUUUGAAACAGAUAUCAAGGAAUCAGGCAUCAUUGAUCUGCUGCUCUGCUACUCGCUGGGAGAUUUACAACUAGUUAUAGAUUUCAUUGAUUCCAUUUCAGAGAAUCUGAAGCAUCUUUGUAAAUGCUAUUAUGGAGUUGAUGAAGCUCUAAACACUGUAAUGGAAACCCUUGAAGAGAAGCUAAUGUUUUUGAAGAGUUUCAUUCGCUUUGCGACACUACAAGGUGUUGAGGGUCAGCAAUUAAAAGACCUAUUAGUUCACGUUGAAGUUGUGGCUCUCAAUGCUGCCAGCUUGAUCUGUGGAUCUUGGUUUAAGAGAAAUGAUCAACUAGCGUACAAAGAGAUGGAAUCUGAAAUUUCUCAACUGAUACAUAAGAAGAUUGAUUCCUUUGAUCCCCAAGUCCGAGAAACUUAUAUUAAUGUCUUGACAGCUUCCAAGUUAUCAAGACCAUCCUACACUUUAGCUAUGAAGAAGAACAAGCAUCUAGUGGCUGAAUUUAUUGAUUAUCUCAUGCGUAGUCUUAUGAAGCUAUUAGAAUCUUAUCCCAGUUUUCCGGUUCCAGUGAAGGAUCAAAUGCUAAAACUCCACGAGGGAGUAAGAUUCCUGAUCAUCCUUCUUAGUCGGCAGCAGGAGAAGUUCGAUGAGCUAAAUGAUGAGAUGAAGAAUUGCAUUGGAUUUGUAGUCUCUGAUGCAGGAAUAGUAAUUUUCUCCCUUUCUGUGAAUGAAAUGAAAGAAGGCUUGUGCAAUGAAACAGGUCUGGCACUUUCUCGUUUGGUCGAAGUGCUCAAGUUGGUCAUUGCAGAAGUUGGGCACAUAUAUGCACUACCAUCAUCAUCAUCACUUGGUUUCCCUAGGACUAACGAGCUCGGCUCUCUUGAUUUUCUUCUAGAAACUCUCAAGGAAUUAGCAAGUUCUACAGCUGAUUCAAUUGCUUUCUCAAACAAUCAAAUACACACAAUCCUAGAAGAUCUUGUAUUGUUAAGAUCUUUCCUAGGAAAUAUCGUGGAGCAGCGCAACCAAAAUGAAAAACUCCAAGCGCUUUGGAGUCGCAUCAUGAAGGUUGCAUACAGUGCAGAAUUGGAAAUUGACUCUGCACUGGUUGGUGAUCUACGUGAACAUUGUUUGGAUGCUGUUGCUGGAGAUAUCAAGCUUAUGAGGAUAGAGGCUGAAGGGAUCUAUAAUAGCAUAAGAUAUGAUGGUGAAACCCAGAGAGUUACCAAGACUACCAUUGACAUGCCAUCACAAGUUACUGUGCCAAUAUCCAGUGAAGCUCUGGUGGGUCUCAACGAUGAGGUAGAAAGUAUAAUUGAUAGACUUUUGAGAGGAUCGGAGCAAUUGGACAUUGUCGCCAUUGUGGGUAUGCCUGGGCUUGGUAAGACAACAAUAGUCAAUAAAGUUUACAGUGAUCCUUCGGUAAAGUUCCACUUCCACGUUCAUGCUUGGUGUUGUGUCUCUCAAGCAUAUAGCAAGCGUAGUUUGUCAGUUCAGAUAUUGUGUUGUAUUGACGGUGGGAGCUCCAUCCAGUAUCUUGAGAUGAACGAAGAUGAUAUGGCUGACAAACUCCACAAGUUUUUGAAGAGAAAUAGGUAUCUCAUCGUUUUGGAUGAUGUUUGGGACAUUGACGGGUGGGAUUUGUUGAAACACUCACUGCCAGAUGACUGUAAUAGAAGCAGGAUACUCUUAACCAGUAGAUUUCAGGAUUUGUCUUUGCAAAUGAAACCUGAUAGCAAGCCUCACCACCUUCGCCCACUUACUAGCAAAGAGAGUUUGGAAUUGCUGCAGAAGAAGCUAUUUGGCAAACAAGAUUGUCCUCCAACAUUAAGUGAAGUUGUACUGCAUGUAGCAAAAUACUGUAAGGGCCUACCUCUUGCAGUUAUCCUUGUUGCUGGAAUUCUUGCUACCACUCAGCAAGACAGCUGGGAAGAAGUCGCAAGAUGUCUAAGUUCCACCAUUUUUGUGGACAGUGAACACUGCAUGGAGACACUUGAGCACAGUUAUAAUUAUUUACCGGAUUAUUUGAAACCAUGCCUUCUUUACUUGAGUGCAUUUCAAGAAGACCGAGACAUUCCUGUCCGAGAGUUGUUAUGGCUUUGGAUCUCAGAAGGAUUUGUGCAACAGACUAACGGAAAGAGCUUAGAGGAUGUGGCAGACGAGUAUUUGAUGGAUCUGAUUGGGAGGAGUUUAGUUAUGGCUACCCAACAAAGAUCUUUAGGCGGGAUCAAAACUUGCCGAAUUCAUGAUUUGGUACAUGAGUUUUGUUUGGCGAAAGCAAAAGAAGAAAGAUUUUUGCAGAUUUUUCAUGCGGAUGACCUUCCUACUUUUACUGGACCGUGUUACCUCCACCGACUCUGCAUUUGCCCUACCACCAGUGAGGGACCUUUAAAUUCAAGUCUAUUUUUCCCCAAUUUGCGUAGUGUGCUCUUAUUUGAUUUUGGUUCUCUACCACUGGAUAGAAGUUCAGUCAAAUUUCCAUUAUCUAAACUUCUUAGAGUGUUGCAUUUGGGGGGCAGAUUUUAUUGGGGUACAUGUUUUCCAAGGGAAGUAUUAUUCUUUGUUCACUUGAGGUACUUGAAGAUUGCAUGGCAAAAAGGGGAAAUUCCAUCUGCAAUAGUCAACCUCUCCAGGUUAGAAACUUUUGUGGUAGGAAGACGCCUUACAAUUAAUUAUUUGUUACCCAACACUGUCUGGAACAUGAAAACAUUGAGGCAUCUUGUCGUUUUUCCAAAUUACGUUCCAAAUUACGGAAUUGGUUUCAGAUUUCCCAUCGACAAUCUUGAAGGCUCCCCGGAUUUAAAACACUUAGACACUUUAACCCUUGCAAUCGAUCCCUCUUCUCGAAGCUUGCAAAAGAUAUUGUCAAAAUUACCGAGCAUCCGCAGGCUAACAUGCUUGGAAGUGAAUCGCAGAGCAUCUGCUGGAAAUCACAAUGAUAUUCUUGUGCUGAACUACUUGAGUUUCUUAGAAUCACUUAAGCUCAGUGGCUUUGCCGGAUAUGAGUCCCGUUGA
This is a messenger RNA of Coffea arabica (coffee), 3417 nucleotides long. RefSeq names its product putative late blight resistance protein homolog R1B-16. The record is from RefSeq and is a predicted model, not a curated record. Gene Ontology annotation, biological process: defense response to other organism. NCBI's taxonomy places the organism in Eukaryota, Viridiplantae, Streptophyta, Magnoliopsida, Gentianales, Rubiaceae. Gene Ontology annotation, molecular function: ADP binding.